CUGUGGCCGCAAGUGUUCCUGGUCAGAUGGGCUGUUGAUUGCAGCAUGCCAGCCAUCCUGAGUGUAAGGUGCCUUCCCAGAGUCCUGGGUAAACAGAGGCUUGUGCUCCCUGCCGCUGAGGCAGGAAGAACAGGGGAAAGCGCCAGGGUCCUCAAUCCAUCCACCAGUCUCUAUCUACGGGGCACCUAUUAGGUUUGCUGACCUGUGCUGGGUGCUGGGGUAGGGUGCUUCGCCUCCUGAGAACAGAGGACCAAGGAUGAAUGGUCAGGAGCCCUGCAUAGCCAGGACCAUGACCUCCAUUUUACAGGCACCGACGGGCGCUGGGGGCAACCGUAGCGAGCGGCGGGCCUGCGGGAGGCGGCACCUGGGGCAGGUUGACCUGGGCUCCGGCCUGCGCGGGCCCCGCCAGCAGGGGGCGCUCGCAGAGGCCAGUUCGCCCGGGUGCGGCCCCGGUCACCAACGAGCUCUGGCCACAGAGUCAGCCUCUCCCAAGGCAAAGCUUUUUCAAGAGGGAGGUUCCCGCGAGCUCCCCGGCGGCCGCAUGGACCGCGAGGACCCCCGCAGGGGGCAGCCCUGGGGCCCCCCGGGUGCCAAGCGCCAGCCGGGCCCCCUGCGCCCCUGGAAGAAUUGGUUCCCACCCGCCAACCUGUUCCCAUAGCCAGAAGUUGCCAUGGUGACCCCCUCCCACCUUCAGCUACAGCUUUUCCAGUAAAACCACUGCAGAAAUCCAUACUUCCCGACAGGCACGCCCCCCGGCCCCCCACCCCCCACUCGGCGCGGUCUGGGAGCUCCCAGGAGUUAACCCUCAGCUUGCCGGGCAAUGCUGUUUGGGGGAGUCCGGGCAGUGAGAGCCCACAACGAGGGGCCUGGGCCGGGGAGGAGAAGGUGGAUGGGGGAUAGGCGGGUCGCCCUCUCCCUCAAGGCCUCCGAGAGGGACUUGAGCAACUCCGGGAAGCUGGAGGGGAGAAGGGAAGCUAGCUGGGAACUAAAGGCCCCGCCUUGGAGGAGCCUCGUUGGGGCACCAGGGCGGCUCUGCAUGGGACCCAAGGGCCCUCCCUGGGCUCCAGCUCUCCAAGGGUGACUUCUCUGGGCAGCAGUUGGAGGGCGGGUAUUGCCUCCAGCCGGCCUGGCCUGCAGCUUCUGGCCGGAUCUGCUCUCCUCUCCUUGACCUCUGCCCCCUCCUCCCAGCACAGUGCUUUCCUAGAGGCCAAGGGGGCUCCACUCAGGUCCAGUGGGGGGUACCUUCAGCCCCUCCAGGGAGGCUGGAUGCCCGAAGCCUGGCUUUGUGUCCACAAGUCUGCUCUGAUGGGCUGUUGGACUGAAGUCACCGUUGGCUCAGGGUCUCUGCUUUCCCCCACCCCGCCAGGAGUGAGGCUAAGGAUCUUGAGGGAGAAGAGGGGAUCCAUCCUGCUGCUCCCCAGAGACAAGUCCUGCCAGCCUCUAUUGGCGGCGGAGUCCCUGGGGACCGCCAGGCUGUGCGGCCCAGGGGUCCAGCUCUGUGGCUCAGCCUUGCCUCCACUUCCAGGGCCAUGAGCGGAGAUGCUCUAAUUGUUCUCUCUGUAGCCCAGGAUGAAUAAUUGAGAGGUCUUUGAGGAGAAUUAAUUAGCCCGUUUAUUGACUGUAAAUGCUUUCUUUGCUGAUAAAGGGAAGGCUCACCGCCUGUGCGGGCUGCCUGCGGCUAGGGCCCACAGCUAGCUCUUCAUGUGCACCCAGGGUCCCCUCAGCCUGACCAGGGCUCAGCGUCUCCCUGAGAAAGGAGCGGGUGGCUGAGCCCCAACUUCCUGGCUUCCCUGGCCCCCUGCUUCAAGGUCCUGCUCCUCUGCCCUAGCUCUGCUCCCUUACUCUUCCAGCAUGCUAGACUCCUGUCCUGGGGCCAGGCUCCAGGCAGGGUCCCAGGACUCUGAAGGGGAAAGGCACCCCCGACGGGAGACCUGUCCUGGGGCUGGCUCUGGGCCCCAUGGGUCUCUGUCCAUGCCGUGCAAUGAUCCUACUGUGCCCCAGCCCCUGCGAGGAAAAUAAGGCAGCGCUCCCGUCCUCCAGGCUGGGCUCAGGUCCGACAUGCAAAUGUCAAUGUCCACACACUGGUGGGACCAGGGAGCGUGGGGCUCGGCCGGCAUGGACAGGGUCGGCUUGCUAGGUGGGUGCUAGUUUAACAGCAAACACUUCUGCACCUUUCACUCUAUGCCAGGCCCUGGUGCAUUAGAGAGACUAACUCACUUGGUCCUUCCUCACCGCCUAUUAGACCUGUGAAGGCAGAGCAUGGGCUUGGUCCCCGAUGGGCCCACAGGGCUUCGGUGCAGAAUCCAGCACAGACAAGGGCUUAUGGAAGGAAGGAAGGAAGGAAAGGAACAUGGGUGUGCAAAUAUCUGUUCAAGACCCGGCUUUCAGUUCUUCU
Leptonychotes weddellii (Weddell seal) is the source of this 2395-nucleotide messenger RNA. The record is from RefSeq and is a predicted model, not a curated record. Lineage: Eukaryota; Metazoa; Chordata; Mammalia; Carnivora; Phocidae.